AUGGGGGAACUUUUUGAUUCUAACUCAACAAAGGUCCUCUCCUUUGCUGAUAUGGUUAAAGGUAAAAAGCAGUUGCCUACCACAUCUGUGGAUUUGAAUAUGUUACCUAAACAUAUUGUCAAAGAUGGAAAACCCGCUUUGGUUAUUCCUCGGGUUUUAUUCUUUGAAGGAUGCGAGAUCUGGAAGUACAGUCUCAUUGGUAGGUUGGAUUUCAAAGACCUGGAUUUUACUGAUGUUAAGAAAAACUUAUUGUUACAAUGGGGUUUAGAUGAUGGAAGAGUGCAGUUUGGUCCUAUGAACCGUGGGUUCUUCAUCAUCAAGUUAUGGACUCAGGAUGAUAAGGAGAAGAUUUUCCGAGAAGACAAAAACUGGUUGGUAGCACAACAAAGUUUAAAAUUGCAGGAAUGGUACCCUAGCUUUAAUGCUGACAAACAAGUAACUUCUCAUUCUACAGUCUGGGUGAAAUUCCCAGGGUUACCUGUUGAAUUAUGGAUGGAGAAGACGGUGUUAUCUUUAGGUCAAACUCUUGGUACUCCAAUUAUUGUGGACAAGAGAACCCUAAAUCAUGAGUACGGAUAUUUUGCUUCUGUGCUCGUUGAUAUUGAUUUUGCGGAAUUGGAUUCUGAAG
Papaver somniferum (opium poppy) is the source of this 628-nucleotide messenger RNA. RefSeq lists its product as uncharacterized. The annotation marks the transcript as partial. The transcript has a single exon. The record is from RefSeq and is a predicted model, not a curated record. NCBI's taxonomy places the organism in Eukaryota, Viridiplantae, Streptophyta, Magnoliopsida, Ranunculales, Papaveraceae.